Molecule: messenger RNA, 9479 nt
Organism: Danio aesculapii
Lineage: Eukaryota; Metazoa; Chordata; Actinopteri; Cypriniformes; Danionidae
Gene: pde10a
Product: phosphodiesterase 10A
Biological process (GO): negative regulation of receptor guanylyl cyclase signaling pathway; signal transduction
Molecular function (GO): 3',5'-cGMP-stimulated cyclic-nucleotide phosphodiesterase activity; protein binding
Source: RefSeq, a predicted model, not a curated record
GUAUUAAAAACACUCCCCGUGACUGUGAGACCUAGAAGCCAAAGAUACAAAUUCGAACUGUAUGUACUCGGAAAGGACCCGAAAUGCGCCAGCGUGUCUUAAUAGCGGAGAAUGGCCUCUAGUGGAAGAAGCACUGACAAACACCCAUUUGUCCGUACACUGUGCUUUCAUAUUAAUUCCCCGACGUCCUGCCUCGACACUAUAACAUAAAGAGGACGUCCAACCCUGAGAAAUGACGCCCCCAUUCCCCCCGUGAGCAGUGGGAAAACAAACCACAGCAAUCCGGAGCGGAGCAGCUGCGCCAGAGUGCGGCGCAGCCGGGGAGGAGAUACGCGAACGCCGCCGCUCUCAGAGCCAUUCUCCGGCUCCACAAGAGACGAGUCCUCAUCGCACUUUGACUUCAUUUGUUUUUGUUAACGUUAUACACGGAGGAGAGGACAAGGCGCCGUCUAUAUACUGGACACACAGACGCUUCAGCGCGCGUAAAACACGGCGUUCUAGAACGUCUUCCAUUCUUGACGCGCUUUGAUGUCAUCCGGCGUGUCAGGGUCGGAUCGCUUCAUUUAUAGCAGCGGGUCGACAUUAAACUAGACGCAGAUCACAUCCAGAGUUAUCCCUACUCGCUGGCGGUCAGACAUGGAAGAUGGUCCGCCUUCCACAAGCUGUUUCCGAAGGUUCACGGACUGUUUCCUUGGCUCAAGUCUGACGGAUGAGAAAGUGAAGGCUUAUCUCUCCCUCCACCCGCAGAUGCUGGAUGAGUUUGUGCUGGAGAGCGUGAGCUCGGAGACGGUGGACAGAUGGCUGAAGCGGAAGAGCAGCACUCAGCCUGCAGAUGACUCCUCAGCUAAAGAAGUUAGCAGGUACCAGGACACAAAUAUGCAGAGCGUCGUUUAUGAGCUUAACAGCUACAUGGAGCAGCGGCUGGACACUGGAGGAGACAACAAGCUACUGCUCUAUGAGCUGUGCAACAUCAUCAAAACAGCCACAAAAGCUGACGGAUUUGCACUUUACUUCCUUGGAGAAUGCAACAAUAGUUUAUGUUUGUUCACUCCGACGGGGGCAAAAGAGGGGCUUCCUGGGCUCAUCCCCUCUGGUCCCAUUACGUUUGGGACCACCAUCGCAGCUCACGUUGCAAAGACACGCAAGACACUACUUGUAGAGGACAUCAUGGGGGACGAGAGGUUCCCUCAUGGUACAGGGCAGGACUCAGGGAUCCGUGUUCAUUCUGUUUUGUGUUUACCCAUCCUCACCGCCAUCGGAGACCUCAUCGCUAUCCUGGAGCUGCACCGCCACUUGGGCCGAGAGCCCUUCAACCUCAGCCAUCAGGAGGUUGCAACAGCAAAUUUGGCCUGGGCAUCUGUAGCCAUUCACCAAGUCCAGGUCUGCAGAGGUCUUGCCAAACAGACGGAACUCAAUGACUUUCUCCUAGAUGUGUCAAAAACAUACUUUGACAACAUAGUGGCAAUAGAUUCUCUACUUGAACAUAUCAUGAUAUAUGCAAAAAACCUGGUUAAUGCGGACAGAUGUGCGCUCUUCCAGGUGGAUCACAAUAACAAAGAGCUGUAUUCUGAUCUGUUUGAUAUCGGGGAGGAGAACGAAGGGAAACCUGUCUUUAGGAAAACCAAAGAAAUUAGGUUUUCUAUUGAGAAAGGAAUAGCAGGUCAGGUGGCCCGAACGGGAGAAGUUUUGAAUAUUCCGGAUGCCUAUGCAGACCCCCGUUUCAACAGAGAAGUAGAUCUCUACACUGGCUACACGACGCGGAAUAUCCUGUGCAUGCCCAUAGUCAGCCGCGGGACUGUGAUUGGUGUUGUACAAAUGGUGAACAAGCUGGGAGGAAGUGCCUUCACUAAAACUGACGAGAACAACUUUAAGAUGUUCGCCGUCUUCUGUGCUUUGGCCUUACACUGUGCAAAUAUGUAUCACCGGAUAAGACAUUCAGAGUGCAUUUACCGGGUGACCAUGGAGAAGCUUUCGUACCACAGCAUCUGUACGUCAGAGGAGUGGAAGACCCUCACUCAACUCUCCCUCCCUUCAGCCAUAUAUAAAGAGAUCGAACUGUUUCACUUUGACAUUGCCCCGUUCGAGGAGCUGUGGCCUGCAAUAUUCGUGUACAUGGUUCACAAUUCAUGUGGGAAAACCAGCUUUGAGUUGGAGAAACUGUGCCGCUUCACCAUGUCAGUGCGGAAAAAUUACAGAAGAGUUCCAUACCACAACUGGAAACAUGCUGUGACGGUGGCACACUGCAUGUACGCCAUUCUGCAAAAGACCACUGGGAUUUUCACUGAGCUGGAGAGGAAAGGGUUGCUGAUUGCCUGUUUAUGUCAUGACCUGGACCACCGCGGCUACAGUAACAGUUACCUGCAGAAGUUUGACCAUCCGCUGGCUGCCCUGUAUUCCACAUCCACAAUGGAACAGCAUCAUUUUUCACAGACCGUGUCCAUCCUGCAGCUGGAAGGGCACAAUAUUUUCUCCAACCUGACUUCCGGUGAGUAUGAACAGGUGCUGGAGAUCAUCAGGAAGGCCAUCAUUGCCACAGACCUCGCUCUGUACUUUGGCAACCGCAAGCAACUGGCUGAACUGCUGUCCACAGGGGCGCUGGACCUGAACAACCGCGCUCACAGGGACCGAGUGAUUGGUCUGAUGAUGACCGCCUGUGAUCUCUGCUCUGUUACCAAAUUAUGGCCCGUCACAAGACUCACAGCCAAUGACAUCUACGCCGAGUUUUGGGCUGAGGGAGAUGAAAUGAAGAAGAUUGGAAUGCAGCCCAUCUCCAUGAUGGACAGGGAUAAAAAGGAUGAGGUACCCCAGGGCCAGGUGGGGUUUUACAAUGCAGUGGCUAUUCCCUGUUAUACCACCCUGUCCGAGCUGUUUCCUCCCUCUGUUCCUUUGCUUGAAGCUUGCAGGGAAAACCUGUCCCAGUGGGAGCGCAUUGUGCAAGGGGAGGAUGUUUCUGCGUGGUCCUCGACCGAGGAGGCCGAAGCCAGCGAAACAUCAGACAGUGACCGGUUAAAGUGGACAACUGAAUCUGUGGCACCUUUCCCACAGCACCACCCACACCCUGCCAGAGACACUGGACUUCCUAUGGACAGUCCCACUUCCUGCAGAGACGGGAGGAAGUGCAGAGGGCAGGCGGACGAGGAUACUUUCAGAAAAAAAAAAAUAAACAAAACAUAAUGUUACCUCAGCGGGUGAUGGAGGCGCACACUCUAAUGACAUCAGGGCUCCCUUGUUGAUGGCUGGGACUCAAGUCCGGUUCAGCAGAAUGGGCGUCAUUAUUGGCAGUACUUUCCCUAAAGAGGUUGCUUUCUUUUAGGUUUUCUUUUUCAGUUUAUUUCGUGGUCUUACAUUUUGAAGAGGCCUUAAACACGAACCGGAGUUACGAUCUGACUCGUAGCCAGAAGACGGUUCGUCUAGUUUAAUAUGGUACAUUUUAUCCUGCUGUGGUCGGAAACGUACGCGAAGCUACUUGAGUGGAUUUCUUUUUUUAAAGAUAGACACAAGGAAUGUUUAGUCAAAGUUAAGGUGCAUGAGGCACAAAAAAAACGUACUGGUGGAUGUUUUAUAUCAUAUUUCGAGCAAAGCUGUUUUGCAGUACUUGAAUGAAGAAAUACAGCCUAUUCUGAGUGGAGAUGAAAACAAAAAAUCCCCUGCAGCGCGUCCUUCUGAAGCAAAAGAGCUUUUGUGAUGGUCUAAGUCUCACUCUCAACCUUACUGAAGUCACACACAAGUCACAAUGUUCCUCGCUGAAAUCUGCAGCAUCUUCCAACCUGAUAUGGAGUUCAGCUUUAACCCGUUGAAAGCCACUGGAGUCAGAAUUCAAAAUGGAAGCGUAUUACAUUCAUAAUGUAAUGUAUUUGUUUCUUGCGUUGGAUCACAUACUGUAACUUUUAAAGGGAUAGUUCACCCAAAUCUGAAUAUUCUGUCAUUAUUUACUUGUUUCCUUCUUCUGUUCAACACAAAAGAUAUUUUGGAGCAAGCUAAAAACCUCUAACCAUUGACUUCUAUAGUUGGUUUUUCUAUUAUGGAAGUCAAUAGUCAUAGGUUCUUCAAAAUAUCUUCCUUUGUGUACAGCAGCAAAGAAACCAAAAGAUUUAAAGUCAGUUUUUUUGGCCACAGCCAUAUAAUCCUGCAGCCCAAGACUAGUUAUUCACUGAAGCUAAGCAGGGCUGAGCCUGGUCAGUACCUGGAUGGGAGACCACAUGGGAAAACUAGGUUGCUGUUGGAAGUGGUGUUAGUGAGGCCUGCAGUGGGAGCUUAACUUCAGCAUGUGUGAGUCCUAACGCCCCAGUAUAGUGAAGGGGACACUAUACUGUCAGUGUGCGCCGUCUUUCGGAUGAGACGUUAAACCGAGGUCAUGACUCUCUGUGGUCAUUAAAAAUCCCAUGGCACCUCUCGUAAAAGAGUAGGGGUAUAACCGUGGUGUCCUGGCUGUGGUGUUUAAAACACACUGCAUUCUGUGGUGAACACUCAACUCUCUUUAUUCUUCUCCUUCCUUCUCCUCAACACUUUUUAUACACUUUCUUAUUGGAGUCCCCAGCAGUGCAGUUUUACAUUACAUGUUUUAAAGUAACCAUGAGUUACUGUAUACUUCUCAACACAACACUGGCCAAAUUCCCUCCAUCUGCCUUUAACAAUCAUGGCCUCCCAGUCAUCCCCAUCCACCGAAUUGGCUGUAUCACCGUCACUCCACUCCACCAAUAGCUGGUGUGUGGUGAGCGCACUGGCACUGUAGUCCAUCGGAUCAUCUAAGUGCAUCCAUACACACUGGUGGUCGUGUGGAGAGACCCCCUCCCUAAUGAUUGUGCUUUGGGUGUAUGGUGUAUACACGAUAAAUGCGCUAUAUAAAUACUCAUUACAUUACUUUAGGGAGAGUAAAUUGUGCAUUUUAUUUUUGGGUGAACUAUUCCUUUAAAUUCAAACCUUUUCCUUAAUUUAUUAAAUCUAAGCUACAAAAACACAUUACAUACAACAUUCUGAUGUCCGACUGCCCACAUUUACACAUCAGCUACAGAACACAGAUAGGCUGUUCAGAAAAUUACCCUGGUACAACUAGGUAACUGUUUCAAAAAGUCACAUGGCCUUUUUACAGUGUGAAGGCUGUAGAAAGUGUUACUGAAAUACGGUAACAAUGCCUAAAUAACAGACAAACAGCAGCAUGAUUCUUUUCAUGACUUUUAGACGACGUGACCAUAUUUCUAAUACACUUUAGGUUAUCAAAAUCAGUUUAAAAAUUAAUGUUUAUUAUUAAAUUAGUUAAAAAACGACUGGAUCAAUAUGCAAAUCGAACUGUUUUUUAAUUAAGAAGCAGUUUCUAUUAUUUUCCUCAAAUAUUAUUCAACCCAAUCUGUUAAUUGACACACGCAAAUAUUAUUUACUUGUUUCUUUCUUCUGUUGAACACAAAGGAAGAUAUUUUGAAGAAAGCUGAAAACCUGUAACCAUUGACUUCCAUAGUUUCCAAUGGUUCUCCUACUAUGAAUGUCAAUGGUUACAGGUUUUCAGCUUCCUUCAAAAUAUCUUCCUUUGUGUUUAUCAAUAAUAAAAUCAUGAUGGUUUAAACUCACUUUAGGGAGAGUAAAUAGUCAAUUAAACUAUUUUGGGUUACAUUACAUUUGAAUUUAAUCUGAGCUUUAAAAACAACUGGAUCAAUGGCUUGGAUAUGCAAAUAGAACUCUUACUAAUUAGGAAACAGUUGCAAUUAUUUUCCUUAAAAGAUAACUCUUUUUAUUAGUCAACCCAAUUUGUAAAUUGACCCUCAUACACACACAAACUAAAGAUAAAAUGACUGAAUAUAAGUGAAGAGAUAUGCAUCUGGUUAAAAAUAACAAAACAAUAAUACUGCAGGCGGCACGGAGGCGCAGCAGGUAGCCUCUCAGCAAGAAGGUCGCUGGUUCGAGCCUCGGCUGGGUCAGUUGGCAUUUCUGUGUGGAGUUAGCAUGUUCUCCCCAUGUUCGCAUGGGUUUCCUCCGGGUGCUCCGGUUUCCCCCACAAGUCCAAAGACGUGGUAUAGGUGAAUUGAAUAAGCUAAAUUGUCAAUAGUGUAUGUGUGUGAACGGAAGUGUAUGGGUGUUUUCCAGUGAUGGAUUGCAGCUGGAAGGGCAUCCGCUGCGUAAAACAUAUGCUGGAUAAGUUGGCGGUUCAUUCCAUAAAGAGACUAAGCCAAAAAGAAAAUGAAUGGAUGAAUAAUACUGCACACUUUAAUAAAUGAUUUGGACUGACGCCUUAAAAACAACAGCAGGAGUAUGAUCAAUCCACCAACAUAAAUAAACAAACACAGCAAUGGUCUCGAACUCAACUCCUGGAGGGCCACCACUCGGCAAAGUUUAGUUCACCACCUACAAAUCACACCUGCUUAAUAGUCAUCUUGAACACCUUGAUUAGUUACAUCAGCUGUGUUUGAUUAGGGUUGAAGCAAAACUGUGCAGAGCUGCGGCUCUCCAGGAAUCGAGAUUGAGACCAAUGAGGUACAGUAUGAGAGUCCUGCAUGUUUGAAUUGUCCUAUUAAAGAAUUAGAUAGAAAUCCAAAAUAAAAACCUGAAAACUUUCCGGCGUUCAUACUGUGGAUUAAGCUUUGUAACCGUCAUUCCCAAAUGAUUCACAGGCUUUAAGAUUUGAUGUCUUCUUUACACAAAAUCAACAGCAGUUUUCCAGUUUUACCACUCUAUGAGCACAUUCUGUUGCUAAAGCUUUAUUCUGAGAGAGAGAAUAAAGCUUUUUUCUGAGAGAGAGUAGCAGUAAACAAGGGACUGGAGCUUAGUAAAUGGCCAACUAAAUAUGCAUCUGACUUGCAUAUUUUUAUUUAAUUAAUAUUCGCCAUAAUUUGUCCAAUAUCAAAUGCAGUUUAAUACAGGCAAAACAAUUAGCCCUCCUCCUGUGAAAUUGUUCUUUUUUAAACAUUUCCCAAGUGCUGUUUAACAGAGAUAUAUUAUUUUGAACACAUUUUUAAACAAUAGUUUUAAUAACUAAUGUCUAAUAACUCAUUUCUUUUAUAUCUGCCCUGGUGACAGUAUUUUACUAGUUAUUUUCCAACACAUUAGCUUAUUCAACUUAAAGUCGCCAUGAAAUCAAAGGUUACUCUUCUUAUUUAUACAUGUAUAUAGCAGUUCUUGUUAUAAAUAUUAUCUGUGCGCUUCAUUCUUUUGUAAAAAUUCAUAACCUUUAAUCAAAAACCAUGACCUUCCCUCUCCCACGAAAUGACUUUUCUUCACAUACUGGUAAUUCCUGGAGUUACUUUAGGGCGGAGCUAUCAGUCCUUUAGGAAGGAGAUAUCAGUAAUUUAGGAUGGAGAUAUCAGUAAUUUAGGGCAGAGCUAUCAGUCCUUUAGGGUGGAGCUAUCAGUCAUUUAGGAUGGAGAUAUCAGUAAUUUAGGGCGGAGCUAUCAGUCAUUUAGGAUGGAGAUAUCAGUCAUUUAGGAUGGAGAUAACAGUAAUUUAGGGCAGAGCUAUCAGUCAUUUAGGAUAGAGAUAUCAGUCAUUUAGGGCAGAGCUAUCAGUCCUUUAGGGUGGAGCUAUCAUUCAUUUAGGAUAGAGAUAUCAGUAAUUUAAGGUGGAGCUAUCAGUCCUUUAGGGCGGAGCUGUUAGUCCUUUGGGGUGGCGUUAUCAGUCCUUUAGGGCGGAGGUAUCAGUCAUUUACUGCAGAGCUAUCAGUCUUUUAGGGUGGGGCUACCAGUCGUUUAGGGCGGAGCUAUCGGUUGUUUACUGCGGAGCUAUCAUUCCUUUAAGCUGCGGUCACACUGGGCUUUUCCUCCCAUAGACUUCCAUUCAUACACACGCGAAUGCAUCAGACCGGAAACGCAAGAUCAUGCGUCAAGUUUCGCAUGUUGCUGCGGUGCAAAGUUCAAGCUUGGUGAACUCUGACCUGUGAAAUCGCAUCACUUGACCGCGUGAGACCAAUCGAGGAUCAAACAUGACCUCUCUGGGGUCACACAAAGCCCAGUGUGACUGCAGCUUCAGGGUGGAGCUAUUAGACCGUUAGGGCGGAGCUCUCUAUCCUUUAGGCUGUAGCUCUCAGUACUUUAGGGUGGUGCUAUCAGUUCUUUAGGGUGAGCUGUCAGUCAUUUACUGCGGAGCUAUCAGUCAUUUAGGGCGGAGCUAUAAGUCAUGUAAGGCGGAGCUAUCAGUAAUUUACUGCGGAUCUAUCAGUCCUUUAGGGUGGAGCUAUCAGUCAUUUAGGGUGGAGCUAUCAGUCAUUUAGGGUGGAGCAAUCAGUCAUUUGGGCGGAGCUCUCAGUUAUUCAUGGCUGAGCAAUAGGUCCUUUAGGGCAAAGCUAUCAGUACUUUAGGGCGGUGCUGUCAUUUAUUUAGGGUGGAGCUAUCAUAGCAACACCCAUCUUUCAACCAUCCAAUCAGUUCCUAAAGAAAAAAAUCAUGCACCGCCCUACAUUUCUUAUUUAUUUCAAGUGGAUGUACAUCAGAAUAGCGGAAAAAGGACAAUCUUAACUUCAUGGUGACUUUGAAGUGCAAGUCUUAACUAGAUUAACUAGGCAAGUUAUUGUCAUUGGACAGCAGUGGUUUAAUAUAUAUUUAUAUAAAAAUAAACUGAAAUUUAAAACUGCCUUUUUCUGAAGAAAACAAUAAUAUAGGAAAUACUGUAAAAAUGUCCUCGCUUUAUUAAAAAUGACUUGGGAAAUAUUUGAAAGACAAAACAUUUCACAGGAGGGCGCUUCAUUUUGCCUGCAUUUCGCCUUGGUUUCAAAUGGCCACAAUCAGUUUGGGGGCUUUUAUUUAUUUCUUUUAUACCUGUAAGAAGCACCUGUGGAGGAUGAUGGAGCUCUGACUGACUGAUGAUGGCCUUCUGUAAAUACUGCAGGACUGAUGAGUGAAUGUAAUCAAUACUGUCACAAAACUGCUUCAAGAUGCCUGUUAGUUUUGAAGUGUACCAAAGGCGUACGCCGUCAGAUGUGGGAAUGUUAAUCAUGGCUUCCAAUGGUUGUGCGACAUGCUCACUGUGUAGAGAUUGAGUUUGGAGAUGUAAGCUACAUUCUAAUGGUGCUAUCUUAGGCAGUCAUGCACUUUCUGAUCCUGUGUGCAUGCGAGUGUGUGUGCUUGCGUGUGUGUGUGUGUGUGUGUGUGUGUUUGCUCUGGAGUAAUGCUACCAAUCCCACCUACAGAGUCAGCACCUCAGUCACCAAGAUUAUCCACAACCAGUUGUCUUUUCCCCUCAUAUGCACUAUGUUUAGAGACUAUUAUUAUUAUUGUUAAUAAUAUUAUUGCGCCUAUUAUAUUAUUAUUAUUAUUAUUGCCACAGUUAUUGAUUAUUACCAUUGUUAUUUUGUUAAUUAGAGUUCGAUUUUAAAUUAACUUAUAUUUUUUAUACAAAGUUUAGCAUUUUUUUGUUUUGUUUUGUACAGAAACAAAUUGUACAUUAUGGAAUAAAGCGAAUGGUCAUUUAGAGAAACUGCAUAAUGUCGAACGAGAUAAAUGUCUCGACUCUAAAUGUAAGAGCAGUAAUUACUUUUAUUAAAUAUUUCUGACAAACUCAAA